AUGAUCGCGGGGGUGUGCGUAUACCCCGCCGCGUGGGGAGAACCGGCCGUGCAGGAAACAUGCGGGCCGACGGCUGACCAGUACAAUAUAGGUCGCUGCCACAUCCGCUGGGCUUACCUCCUCGCUGUAAUCGGCUGUCUGGACGGCAUAGUGCUAGCCGCCCUCGCCUUCAUACUCGCUACGCGCCAUGUAAGGCUCCAGCCUGACAGCCAUUAUCCACCUCCAUCUCUCUAUAAAGGUGAAGUAAAUAAUGCCUACGUAACGGACGCUGCGUCCGUGGCAUCCCGCAAGUCACUCGCCCUACAACCUGUACUACUCGUCCCACACGCUCGCGCAAGAGACCUGGACAGCUACUCGCACUACUCACAGCGCUCCAAGCAUGGAUAUGCCAACACCAUGCACAACUACCAGCUGUAA
Molecule: messenger RNA, 417 nt
Organism: Cydia strobilella
Lineage: Eukaryota; Metazoa; Arthropoda; Insecta; Lepidoptera; Tortricidae
Gene: Tmhs
Product: LHFPL tetraspan subfamily member 3 protein
Exons: 3
Coding region: 1-417 (138 amino acids)
Biological process (GO): sensory perception of sound
Cellular component (GO): plasma membrane
Source: RefSeq, a predicted model, not a curated record